Antechinus flavipes (yellow-footed antechinus) is the source of this 1309-nucleotide messenger RNA. RefSeq names its product chromosome 1 C19orf53 homolog (gene C1H19orf53). The transcript is spliced from 2 exons. The coding region runs from base 274 to 858 and encodes 194 amino acids. The record is from RefSeq and is a predicted model, not a curated record. NCBI's taxonomy places the organism in Eukaryota, Metazoa, Chordata, Mammalia, Dasyuromorphia, Dasyuridae.
GAAGAGCCUGACUGUCGGUGCAUGCGCUGCCCCAGGCUCCCGGUCCCCGAGUCCCUUCGCCACCCCAUGGUCCCGCUGACAUGUCCGCUCCUUGGUGGGCUCCUGAUCCGGCCCGCUCCCCGCCGUGCCCCGACAUCCCCAUGGUUCCCCCGCCCUCCCCCCGUCCUGGGCCCGUCUCCCACGUUCUCUCCCUCCUGGGCCCCCACUUUCCUAUGGUCGCCCUGACCACAUCCCCACCUGCGUCCCCACUGCCUCUUGUGCUCCCACAUCCUCAUGGUCACCCUGACCACGUCCUCUUCUAUGCCCUCACAACUCUUGGCCCCCUUCCCUCAUCCCUUUCCCUCCUGUGCCCCCAUGCCCACCCCUACCCAUCCCUAUGUGCUCCUACCUUCACACUCCCUUACCUUCCUUUUCCAUGAACCCCCUCCCCGGAUUCCCUUCUUCCUGUGUCCCCAUGCCUCUUUGCCACUCUGCUCUCCCUCACUCUCAUGUCCCUACAGCAUCUUGUCCCCUUCCCCACAUCCCCUCCCUCCCAUGCCCCUUGUCCCCCCUGCCAUGCCCAUUGUCCCCUCUCCCCGCUUCCCAUGGUGCCGUGCCUCUUGCCCCUCUCUUCCACUCACCCCUCCCCAGACCCCCUUUGACUUCUUUGUCCCCCCACCCCCAGAGCGAGUCAUAGCCCCCAAAAAGGCCCGAGCCGUCCAGCAGCGGAAACUAAAAAAGGACCUGGAGGGUGGUAUCCGAAAGAAAAUUGAACACGAUGCUGUGAUGAAAGCCAAUAACAGCUUGCCCAAGAAACUGGCCCUUCUAAAGUCCCCAGACAAGGGGACCAAGAAAAAGGAAGGUGGUGGCAAGCAUUAAUCCAGGCAGGCAACAAGGGAAAAAUGGGGAGGCCCUUCAUCCCAGACCUCACUUGACUGCUUGACCCUGUGGCCCUGAAAUCUCUUGAUACCCCGGUAUGUUUGUGGAUACAUAAGUGGUGACAGCUGCCUUAGGAAAGAAGAAAUAGGCUUCUCCUCAGUCAAGAAUAGCCCUGUUAUCUGUCCUCCUUUUCACCACAAUCACGUAGGCCUCAGUUUGACUAAAAUAGCCUCUUCUCAAGCCUGCAACUUCUCAGAUCCCCUGAAGAAGACAAUGGGACUUCUCAAGAAUAGAGGAUGCCUUCCUGGUUGGCAGGAGGCUGCGGGGAUCUUCAACAGCUCCAGGAGUCACUUCAGCCCAAUUUGUCUUCUCAUUUCUCCUUCCUUGUACCCGCCCUGAGCCCCACAUCCUGUCUAAUAUGAAGCAAUAAAAAAGAAACAGUUGCUCUCCA